CCUCAACACCCACGCAGCGCACUUCAUCUUUUCACUCCAGUCCACCACCGCCCAUCGAGCUUUCCCCAUUCCAUCGCCGCCGCCGCGCUUGCCAUCUCCACCCUCCACCGCGGCGCCAUGCUCCGGCUCCGUCGCAGCCUCCUCUCCCAGAUCCUCUCUUCUCCCUUUGCCUCUCCCAUCUGCCACCUCAGCCGCUUCAUCUCCGCCGCCGCGCCCGCCGUCUCCCGGAACCCUAGAUUCGCCGUGGAGGAAUACCUCGUCUCCACCUGCGGCCUCACCCGACCCCAGGCCCUCAAGGCCUCCCCCAAGCUCUCCCACCUCAAAUCCCCCACCAAGCCCGACGCCGUCCUUGCCUUCCUCGCCGGCCUCGGCCUCUCCCCCGCCGACGUCGCCGCCGUCGUCGCCAAGGACCCCAAGUUCCUCUGUGCCAGCGUGGAGAAAACCCUGGCCCCCGUCGUCGCUGGGCUCACCGGCCUCGGCCUCUCGCGUUCUCAGAUCGCGCGCCUCGUCUCACUCAUCGGUGUCACUUUCCGCUGUAGAUCCAUCAUCGCCGGGCUGCAGUACUGCUUGCCCCUCUUCGGCUCCUCCGAGAACCUCCUUCGAGCCCUACCUCUAGCGGGUGGCUCCGUUCUCGGGUCCGACCUGGAGCGGGUGGUCAAGCCCAAUGUCUCCUUCCUGCUCGAGUGCGGGCUAGGUGCUUGCGAUAUUGCCAAGCUCUACGCAUAUACUCCGUCACCGCUCAGCAUCAGCACGGAACGCAUCCGGACAGCAGUGGCAUGCGUCGAUAGUCUUGGUGUACACCGUGGAUCUCCGAUGUUCAGACAUGCACUACAAGCUGUUGCAUUCCUCAGCGAGGAGAAAAUCACCGCCAAAGUGGAGCACUUGAAGAAAGCGUUCAGGUGGUCGGAUGCCGAGGUGGGCAUUGCCGUUUCUAAGGCUCCAACGGUGCUGACGAGGUCCGAGGACUUGCUGCAGAGCAAAUCGGAUUUCCUUAUCUCCGAGGUGGGACUGGAACCAGCAUACAUUGCUCACCGACCGAUAAUGCUCACUUACAGUCUAGAGGGCCGGCUCAGGCCCCGGUACUACGUCGUCAGAUUUCUCAAGGAAAAUGGAUUGCUAGAUCACGACCGGGACUACUAUGCUGCAGUCAUGAUCAGCGAGAAGGUAUUCGUCGAGAAGUUCAUAUGCCCUCAUAAGGAUGCUGCACUGCAUCUCGCUGAAGAUUAUGCAACAGCUUGCAGAGGGGAGGUUCCAGCUAGAUGAACCAAGACUAAUAAGAAAAUUGGUAUGUUCAUUAUGUCAUUCGGUAGAGAAGAAAGCAUUGCACUUCUAUGAACUUGUCCUUCCUCGUGUUGUCGUAUUGCACACAUCUUGGAACUAGGAGAGUAUGAGAUCAGGGCAUUCUGCAAAUGCUUUGAAGUAUCAAUGAGUAGUAUUUCUGCACAUUCUCUGUUUGUAUGUUCUGAAAUGGCCAUUUCAGUUUUGAAUGCAACCCUCUAUCUAUCUUUCCAUGAAAGAAUGUUCUCAUUUUGGCCAUGAAGAUGAUAUGAAGUCUCAACCUUUCCUUUGCAUGAAAUUUUUGGACCCCUUUUUCCGUGGGAAACAAUUUUGGGUCUGUUGGUGGUCAGUUGGCUACAGUUUGCUGAUCACUGCCAAUGAUGCAGUUUUGAUCUAGUUUGUUGGUUGCUUGCUCUAGUUCAUCUAAGCUAAAUACCUUCUUCCUUCGUGCAGUAAUUUUGUUUAUGAGAUAUUAACUAUUGUUGAAGACGGCCAUUAUUUACGAGUAGUUUGUAUUAGUUUAUUUAUUUAUUUAUUUGUCUCGUGUAUGGCCGAUUCUUUUCUUGGGCCAUCUGAUCUCGAAACUGGCUAGUUGAGUAGUAGGAUAGUAGCGUUUCUGUUGAUUGCCAAUUUGUAUACACUACGUAACAGAUAUUUCAAGUGCCCUGGUAAUCGUACCAGAGAAGCAAAUCGAUGCUUGUAUGGUAUGGUGCUGAAAAGCAGAGGGCAAAGGAGAUGGUCGAUGCUAAUACCGGUGAAGAGAUGUGAUUUAAAGAUCAACUGUGUGUCCCUUCUCUGGUACUUGUUGAAAUUGUAGAAACAAGAUUAAUGAAAUCUAGGCGGGGGGAACGGGUCGGAUGAUGAAGUGACUUACCACCAGGUGAAGAUGUGCUGAAACUGGAUGUAGAUGGUGCUUUUUUUUCUUCUUCCAGGAAACGAGAGGAAACAUGGCGGCAAUGGCUUGGCUGUACUAUACAUUAUUCUGAAGGUUCUGUUAGUUGAUGACACCCUGAAGCUUCAGCAACAAGUAUGGCCUGACAAUGCAUGAGUUUUAUUCAGGGAAGCUCCUACUUUUCUCUUUUUUGCAUCUUGCAAGCUAAGUAAUCCUUCUAGUAUUGUACUAUAGCUUUGAAUAAACUAGUAGCAUCUGGUGCUUUAAUCAAUUUUCUACAUUUUGGUGCAUCUUCACUUGGAUGUAAACAAUCUGAACGAGUCACGCAUGCAUGUAAAAAGUAGGCGGUAUGUAAAUUUUGUACUCUGAAGUCUGAAUUCGAAUCAGAGCUGAACGUUAGCCAUGAAUCUUUCAAACUUCAUGUGUGAACUCUGAAACUUAUUAUACCCAAUUCAAGUGUGAAGCUAUAGUAAGCAUUUAGAAUUCUUUCAGGAGCCAGGUUAACUCAAAUCUGAGCAGUAAGUUGCCAGCAGCUAAUAGGCUAAACUUUUAUUUACAAUUUCACUCCAGUCUCUUCAGAGCCACAACUAUUAUACUGAGAAGAGUAUCAACAUUUUCCAUUAUCAUAGCAGCAUAUGUGUGACAAGAGGUCUUAUGUUUUCAGAACGUUGGGACUGGGCUUAACUAAUUAUGAUGAGAAAUCACUUUCUAUCUUAUACAUCAGUGAUUAGAGGAUUUUGGUUCUCCUGUCGUUUUCAAUGUCCAAUUUAGUCUAUUAAAAUAGGCAUGUUUUCAUACAGGUUCACCAAAAGGGAAAUGUCAUUUUACAGUGUCAGCGGAUAAAACUGUUUUACAUUGAAGUGUAAAGCGUACAUUUAGUAUCUAAUGUAUUGAAGGCACGGCGAUGAAAUCCAAGUGGAGAUGCUAGUUGAUUAGCAUCAUUCUUAUUUCUGCAAUUCAUUUCUGCAACAUUUAUGCAUAUCCAUUUAGAGUAGAUAAAUAAACUUCACUAGUGAACUUACUGCAUGAAGGCAAUGUGCUGAAAGUUGAUAAUGAAAUACAGCUCCUGAAUUAAUCCCUAAGAUCAUUACAAUUAUCUCUAUGGAGCAGAGACGGAAAGACCACCGCGGCCAUGAGGACGACCAGGAGAGCAGCACCAACUGGAGGAUGAUGUAGUAUUGCUUCUGUUUCCAGAUCAAACUCAGCAAGGUUGUAUACCAACUGAACUUUUACACGAAGAGGAGAGCCUAAUGAUGAGAGAUUUAGGGGAUUGAACAGGACUAUAAAUUGAUGAGUCCAAAUAAACAGUGGCUGGGUUUGAACAUGGACAGGUAUGGUGCCACGUAUGGGGAUUCAGCACAAGAUAGCCCAAACUACAACCACAUCAAAGUGCUCUUUCGUUCCUCUUUCGUUCCCCAGCAAAUGAGAAAAGUGGUGUAGCUUUCCUCAUCAAUAUCAAGAAAUCAAUAGACAAUCGUUUCCUGUCUAGUAGAUAAUUAGAGGCAACUUGGGAUGGCACCGGCUGGGGGCUCUUCACUCUGAAGGAGGGCCAGCAAAGUUUGAGCUGAAAAGGUGGACAUUUACUGUAGGGCAUGUAGACAGUUUGCCAGCUCAAUAUAAGUUGUGCAAUUGGCUUCUGUUGCCAAUUGAUGUCGGCUGAUUGUUGUUUCAGAAAUCUCUCCCUACUUGGGAAAGGAAGAUGGCGACUGUUGGACACUUUGGGGGAUCCAGAAGGCCAGAAAAUAUGGCAUGUUUCGAGCUGCGAUCCCAGCUCACUGGUCUCUCAUAUGGCAUGCAGAGGUAACGGAGGAAAAAACGGAGGUGCCACAACAGGGCGCAAAGCUCAUGGCGUCUGAGGUGAUCCAUUUUUUUUGAUAAGGAGGAUAACCCCCGACCUCUGCGUCAAGCGAUGCACACAGCCAUCCAUGGAGGCAGGAGUCUUCUCUUUUCUGGGUGGCUGUUUUGUAUUGGUAUUGCUCUUUUAUUUUCUAUCUCUUGCAUGCCGUGUCUCUACCACAUCUAGCAAUGCUGAAAGAACAUUCAUCAUUUUCUGCUACUGAUGUACAGAACACUCUUAUGACGGGUUUAGCAAUGCUGAAAGAACAUUCAUCAUUUUCUGCUACGGAUGUACAGAAUGAACAAGUUUGCCUCCAGAAUUGCAGAAUCUAUACUAUUAAAGGAGGAUCGAACGUCGUGAUGGUUCAACCUCCUCUCGAUGGUUCGACCUUGAUCCCGCACCGAGGAAAUCGCUAGGAAAACAAUCCACCCGCACGCCUUGUUCGCUAGCUACUCCUCCAUCUCGUGCGAUACACGCGGAAAAAACCCAGAGAACAAACGAACCGGUUCAAUGAACCUCUACCCCACGAUCCGGUAACCCGCACAACAUGGCAUGCGAAAAGCAACGACCAGGCACACACGUCUCACGCCCCUAUCUGCUAGCAACCUCCUCGCUCCUCCCCAUCCCAUCUACCUGCUGAAAAAAUCGCCACGCCAUCCACGCCGCUCACGAUCCCCGCUGCGGCGCCUGCGUCGAUGGGCUCCCCUCGGUCCUCCUCCACCAAGCGCCCGCCCUCCCAUGGUCGUGGUCCAUCCUCUACCAAGCUCUUGAUUGGGAGUCCCACGAGGUUGGGAGUCCCUUGAGGCCUUACAACGACCAUGGAAUCCCUUGCCCUCGCCUGCGUCGAUGGACCCGCCCGUGACCGGACCGAGAGCAUGUUAUCUCGCUGCGCCUCGCGAUCCCCCCACUGCGGCGCCCUGCCCCGUGCUGACGCCCGCGGGCGCGGGCGGCUCAGCCCGCCGGGAAGGCGGGCUUUCCCCCCGCCGCGCGGACCGGCGCGCUCAGGGCCAGCAGGGGAUGCGCCACUCUGCCGCUGGUCCCGCCGUGCCGGAGCCGGUGGAGCGCCGUCGUGUGCAACGCGUCGGUGUACAUCAUCCCGCUCAUGAAGCAGUGUGUCUCCGUCGCGGCCGCGGCGUGAGUGCCUCCCCCAUCUCAUCGUCGAUACCCAAAGAGUGCUCUUGCUUGCUAAAGGCACAGGCAUACACAAAUCUUUCAUCGUGCCAUUGUUUGUUCUGCAAGCACCUAGCACUGUAAUCUCAUGGAUCAAGAGUGAAUAUGGGAUGUGGACUGCUUUUCUUGCGCUUGCAGUGCGUUUGUUCUUACCCUUUCCAGGUGACCUAGAGCUUCCGCAGUCAACAAUGCUGGCGGUCAGCGUUGCUCCUUACCAGGUGAUGAAUGUGAGAUGUGCAAAGCAACAAUUAUAUACCCCACUGUGUUGGACCCAAAUACCUUCCGGAAAGAAGUUCUGAAGGGUGGGAUACUAGACAACCAUGUAAUUUCAGCUAUAUCUUUCUGUGUCAAACACAAAGGUUGAAUGUAUGGCUUAGCACUAACUUCAUGUGGGUUUUUCUGCUCAAGUUAUUUCAGUUAUAUGCCUCAGUUAAUACUUCGCAGGAUCUUGAGGAGUUCUUUUGUGUUGUAUUGCUUUGAAGGUGAAUCUCAUUCCUCGGAUUUUGCUCUGUUGUCGUAGCACUUUCAGAUUUGAAGUUAUGUUUCUCAAGUAAGAAGUAGUAUCUUUGUGCUUUUAGCAAUGAGAAUAUUUGAGGAACUACCUAUUACAACAUCAUUUUCUAGGAAAAUUAGAUCAUAACAAGAGACGAUGAAUCAUUUAUUUUCUUUGUUGUGGGUAGGGUCAAAUUUUGAAUUACCAAGCUUUUGUAUGAUUUUGAUUGACCAGGCUUGCUUGCUGCUUGCUUGUCAAUCAAGCUAUGUUGGUCGAUUUUAGAGACAAACUUGUCUUCGAAUAAGACUAUCUAGAAGCAGCAAGGCAAAGACAUCCAUUGCAUUACUAACUGGGAUAAUUUUGACUUGUUAGCUACACCCUUUGGAUGGUCCUAAUUGUAGAAAAUUAUUAUAGACAAUCAACCCUUCAAAUUUCACCAUCAUGAAAGAAUCUAAAUAUAGUAUGUUUUCUUCUCUUACUUUUUUAUUAUACUCUUCUACUCUUAUAAUUCAUCAAAUGCUAACUAUUACCGGCACUUUAAUGCUCGGAACCCCUGGUUGAUAAUUUAUAGUGGGUCAGUUCUGUGUUGAUUUCUCUCAUGAUGAUUGAUGCUUUGUUACAUAGAUAGAAAAAAAUCGAGAAAUCAGAUGGAGAAGGAAUGGCACAACCGUGAAAAAUAAGUCAGAUGCUUGUUGAAAGAUAUAUACUGUGAGUUUCAUAUAUUUUGGUUCUAUAAGGAUUCAAUUUUUUAAGGAGGCCGGAGUGGAGAAGUAGAUGUGACAUAGAGAAACAUGGCUAUGCAGGGGAAACGGGAAAUCACACUUUGACAAAUGUUUCUAUAGUCAUGUGUUAUUCUGUAGCCACUGAGCAAAUGCAUCGACAUACAUGUGUCAGAGACGCUGUAUGCUCUUUGAUUGUUGAUAAUUUUUUGUUUCUCGUGGACCUUGUUUGACUUUUGGAUGUGGUGUGAAUUCUAUGGGCUAAUAUGUCAAGCUUUCGAUGGUUCACUAUGUACGCUUGUUUGGUGAUUCAAUAUUUGUCAGUGUGGUAAUAAGCCACAUACGACACAAAUUCUUCUAUUUUGCCGAACACAUCCUCUUGAAGUACAAGAUAUUUUUAUAACCAUGUCUACAACUCA
Messenger RNA from Triticum urartu, 6808 nucleotides. Lineage: Eukaryota; Viridiplantae; Streptophyta; Magnoliopsida; Poales; Poaceae. The record is from RefSeq and is a predicted model, not a curated record.